AUGGGUCUCUCGAAUCCAGAUGGCCCCGACACUGGGUAUCAUCAGAGCGUGGAAUCAGCAAUUCGCAAGCUGGGACUCUCUCGCGAAGAGGCAGCGGAGCUCCAAGGCUACAUCAAGCGGCUUCUAGACGAAGACAAAGCUUUUCCCAAGGGAUAUCCCGUCGAAUCCCUUCUCAUGCACCGAUACCAAAAGGAAUGGAAGCACUUGCGUAUAUGGAAAGAGGAGCCCGUCAUCAGUGUUGAGCCUGCGUUCGCGAGGUGUGUGGAAGCAGUGCGGGAUGGCUUGAACUUGUCCACAUUCAUCUCGGUCUGCCUUCCGGUCAAUGCUUCUGCUGCCACAGGCUCUUAUGCAGCUACAGGACAAGCCGGCUUGGGAUACGGCAGUGAGAGCGAGAGUACAUCCACCCGCAAAUCCGGAGUAAGCAGCACCAGUCGCGACCACAAGUUCGACAGUGUUUCAUCGAGAACACCAACACCGAGUUGCAGCAAGGAUAUAUAUCACGGAGGGUUCGACAAUCAGGGGUUUCGAGGCAGUCCACCCCCAGGCCCGCUUUAUGUUCGACGUCACUCUAGAUUGAAUUUAUCCUCGCCUCUCAGAACACCCUCUUUUCAUGGCAGCGGGUCGGAUCCGGGUCCCGGCUCACGAGGCAGGAAAUACCCCCCCAUCGUUGAGCGGCAAUACUCACUACCUUUGGCUCAUACCCGACCACGAUCAUUAAGCAGCUCCAGGGCAACUUCUCCGAUUUUGACACCUCAUCUCGCGUUUCAGCCGUCCUCCCCCCUUACACCGAACAAACCAAACUGGGACUUCAUUCCAAACAACCACGACAUGCACGACUACACCGUUACGGAGUGUACCAAAACAUCAUCUUACCGCACCCGCACCUGGUACCCAGAAUCCCAUCCCACCUCCCGUAACACCCCAUCUUUCGUCUGCCCUAGCACCCCCUACAGCAACGGCAUCAUCCCAAAAAUGGACACCACCACCGCUCCAACCACACCCAGCCGCAAACCCUCUGCGCGCAUCAGCAUGACCGACAUCAUCCCCGCCCCGCUAAACCUCCCCCGUCCCCGGCGCACAUCCGACUCAACCGCCAGCCACAGUCAUCACGUCCAGCGCAAAGACACCCAUCCUCGUCUGCCUCAUCCCAACCCUGCGCCCCCAGCACCUCCAACCCAUCGCUCACCCACUCCCCCAAACCUACCCAUCACCAAACCUAAACAGCUCAACAGCCCUCCACACGACCCAACCAUCACCAAAACCGGAAAACUCAACUCCUCUCCUCGUGAGGACCUGAUCGAUAAUCUGUGCCUAGGAAAGAAAAGGGACAUGACCCCCGACUUUGAGAUCGUCCCCGUGACUCGACUCUCGCCUCAGUCUCAAUCUCAGUCGUCACAAACUCAUCAACAGAGUCACAGGCGGGAGAGAGCCAAGUCUAGAUCGAGGGGUGAUGAUCGGAGGAUGGACAGACCGCCCAAGAGAGAAGAAGAACGGGAAGGGGGAUCGUGGAGAAAGCUAGUUUGUGGGUGUUGUGGGGAUGAGCAUUGA
Messenger RNA from Podospora pseudocomata, 1548 nucleotides. RefSeq lists its product as uncharacterized. The record is from RefSeq and is a predicted model, not a curated record. Bases 1 to 1548 code for a protein of 515 amino acids. Lineage: Eukaryota; Fungi; Ascomycota; Sordariomycetes; Sordariales; Podosporaceae. The transcript has a single exon.